AUGCGAUGCGCGAGCAAGGCCGCCGAGAGCGCGUCCGCACGUCUCUGUGCGGACGUCGAAGCAGAAACCACAGCAGCUGAUGUAUCAUCGGUUGCUGAAGCGACUCAGCCUGUGUCACUUGGUGAUGCAGGCGCUGGUCAUGAAGACACUCAUGUCUUCACAGAGUAUGAGCUCGGUGUCUCGUACUCUUCUGAUACGGAAGACGGAUCCGUAUCGACGGCGAUCGAAUCCAAGCCGCCUGCCAAGCGUGGCAUGGAUGAUGCUAUGCGUCGUAGCAUCUUUGGUUCAUCUGACGAAUCAGAUGAACCAUCGCCGAAGCGAAGGCGCUCGAGGUCGCGAGACUCGGGCGCUAAUAGUGGUGUCGGUUCUCCUAUGGACACCACUUCACAGCGAGGUACCAGUACUUCUGUCGGUACGUCGCAGGAAGAGCGGGACCGCAGUGUGUUGCGUCUCGCUCCCGAGAAGAAGGCAUGGCUGCCUCCAAAGUCAGUCAUGGAUCGCUUGUCGGUGACGACAAGUGAUCGUUAUCGAACACGGUUGUUCGAUUCGUCAAGGAUCCAUCACCUUGACCCCAGUGCGAAAAACUAUCACACUGAGAAUGAGUUCUUCAUCGAUGCUUUCUUCAGACAUCGAUGGUACAGUGGGAACCACAAGCGUGAUCGUCCCUCACUACUUCAAGCGUGGAACGCCUACAUCCAUAACCUUGAGGAUGUAGGUCGUGACGCUUGGAAUGACAAACUUAUCAAAGCUCGUGAUAAGUUUGAAAAGCGAACCCCGACAGGUGCACGCUACAAGCUGCAUCGUCUGUCUAGGGAGAUAGGGUUACCCUGCCUCUCAUGGGGAGACUCGUGCCCAUGUUGUGUGAACAACUCUGCACGAGCACCUAAGGAGGCUUACCUCCUUACCAGCCCGUGGUGGCGCGUACGUAUCUCUAUUGAGAUGUACGAAGGGAUUGACAACCUGAAAUCCCUUUACGACCGUGCCGGGAAGACUUUCUCCGGCGGUCCUUCUGCGGCACAGGAUGUGCCUCGUCGUACUGCUCAACCGGACCCAGUACGUCAACCAUCAGUUGGGAGCGGGGCUCCCAAGUACCCCAGGACGGGGGAUAUCUGCGCCACCGGACGAGAUAACUCGUCCGACGUCCGUUCACGUCGCGGUGGUUCGAAAAACAGCUCAACAGCUGCUCAACUAGAUAGCGCUGGCCACCGCGAGAGUCCUCUAAUGGAGGUGGAGGAGGAGGAAAGACGCUCUCCACACGAUCGUGGGGAUCCGUGUGUUCCCGAGAGCUUCUUUGAUCGGGUUACGCAAGGGUUACGCGGUGAUCUCGAACAUGAGCGGGACAGGCGUCUCCAACUGGCGGACGCUGUCUUGAAGCAUCGAGCUGAGUUUGCCUUUGCUCAGCUUGAGAACGAGAGAGCUCUGACAUCUCGUCGUGACGAGCUAAGGUUAGCUCGUGGGAUUGUUGAUCGGUCUCGGGAUGAGAUAGCUGCUCUUCAGACCCUUGUUGAUGCCCACCAUCGGGAGCACAAGGCUCUCUGCGAGAUGCUUGAGCGCAAGGGCGUUCUUCAUCGGAAGAAGCAGCGUACUGAUGGUACGGCUUAA
Molecule: messenger RNA, 1602 nt
Organism: Peronospora matthiolae
Lineage: Eukaryota; Oomycota; Peronosporomycetes; Peronosporales; Peronosporaceae
Source: the annotation of a GenBank genome assembly